CGGGCCCGCCGCCGCCAGUCCGCGCCCGCGCACCGCUCGCCACGCGCGUCCCACCCACCAACCACAACAAAACAUGAACCUUUAACCAACCAAUCAGCGUUUAUUUAAUUCAAAAAACUAAACAGCAAAAUUCGGAAACCGCGUUCUAAAUUCAAACCGCCGAAAUUUAAGUCUGGCGCGCGAAAAAAAAUGUUAUGAAAGUGAAGUUUGCAGAGCAGUGACCGACGCAAGAUGGUGAGCGAAAAGUGGAAAGUGAUAUUGGUGUUGUGCGCGGCGGCGGCGGCGGAGCGCCCGGGCCGCGCGCUCAGCGUGCACCAGCCGCGCCGCAGUGCCCCCAUGUUCGUGCCCCGCCGGCGACCGCACUCCAGGGUCCUAUUCCUCGACGAUGAAGAAAACCGACAGCCGUACGGCCGCGGGGAAAUAGACCUAACCCAAAGCUACGGAAAGAUAAAAUUCGAUGACUCCACAGAUUACGACUUCACGUCACCCGAAGACACUACUGAGCCGACAAAACAUGUGGAGUUGGAUAAAGAACUGACGUCGGGUAACGAAAGGUUCUACGAGCCGUUAGGCCCGAGAAUACGGAAUCAAUAUCCACCAAUCAUACCGCAGUUUUACACGCAGGGAAGGUUCGCUAGACCUUAUGCGCCUAAUUUUGGGUUCGACCCGUAUUACGUUCCCGGGAACUCUUUCGCUCCAGCUGUGAGGAAUAGCUUCUACAACCCAAAUCAGGGUUGGAAGGCGCGUAGUCCGAGAGUGGUCUUCCCUUUCCAAGACCCUGGAGUGAACUCGUUAGUCCAGACUAAUUCCCACGGAGGGCCGGGAGGGUUCAAUGAUAAUGUCGUGUUUCGGGAUCAGAACUUUGGACUGAACGACGUGGGGACAGAUGACCUGGCUCUGCAGGACAUUGGAACUGGAAAUGCUGAGGCGUUUGCGGAACGAGAUGCCAACGUACCACAUCGCGCUCGAAACGACGAAACAAAACGAAUGGACCAAAGUACAAAUAUACAGUACAAAAUAUACAAAUAUACACAUACACCGAUAGACAAACGAAUCCAAUCCAAGCCCAUGUUCAUACAGACAGAUGGAGCUAAAAUCCUUCCACCCGACCUCAAAUAUAAUUACUACGAAUAUACAAAUAUAAGUAAAGGCUUCGGCGGUCAAGAGGCAGUGCUGCCGAAGUUUAAGCCAAUCACUGACGAGCAAAUGAUGAGGAUCUCAGAGAUUCUCAACCAACUGCCGAAGAGAAGUACAAACGAGAAACAAAUUAGUUCAAAAACCGGCCGCAGAGGCAAAGUAUUAGCAGACAGCGCUGGCGUCGAGAGCCAAAGCAUAGAGGUCGUCACAGAAGCGAUAGUGAAAAAAGACACGGAUAGACAAGAUGAAACCUGUGCACAAGGGGGCACGUGUGAGUUCUUUAUCUACUGCUGGAUGGUCGGAGGGUUGCUUGAAGGCACUUGCGGAGGAUUGCUAAAAGGAUGCUGUCACAGAGUAGCUAAAGCGGGCAUACUCGGCGUACAGGAUUCGAAUAGCAUAGAUUACACUUCGAACGAACUGAACUUUGGACCCGUAAUCAAUGAUCAGAGUUGUGGCAUUGCAGUGAACAAGCAGACAGCUCAACGAAGAAUAGUUGGAGGUGAUGACGCGGGCUUCGGCACUUUCCCGUGGCAGGCCUACAUCCGAAUAGGAUCCUCCAGAUGCAACAUGCUUAUGUCCAUAUUCGAGCUUAUUGGUUGGAAGCAGUGUUGGAUAGAGAGAUGCGGUGGUUCUUUGAUCUCGCGUCGCCACGUCGUGACAGCUGGCCAUUGCGUGGCCAGGGCCCAGCCUAGACACGUCCGCGUCACACUAGGAGACUAUGUCAUCAAUUCUGCAGCUGAACCGCUACCAGCGUAUACCUUCGGAGUCCGAGGGAUCAAGGUCCACCCUCUCUUCAAGUUCACACCGCAAGCAGAUCGGUUUGAUGUGGCCGUGUUGACCUUGGAUAGGAAUGUGCAUUAUAUGCCGCAUAUUGCUCCAAUCUGCCUGCCGGAGCGCGGGUCAGACUUCCUCGGGCAGUACGGCUGGGCGGCCGGCUGGGGAGCCCUGAGCCCGGGCUCCCGGCUGCGGCCGCGGACUCUGCAGGCCGUGGAUGUGCCUGUGUUGGAUAAUAGGGUGUGCGAGCGGUGGCACCGGGCGAACGGUAUAAACGUAGUGAUCUACCCAGAAAUGCUGUGCGCCGGGUACCGAGGCGGCGGCAAAGACAGCUGUCAGGGCGACAGCGGAGGGCCCCUGAUGCUGGAGAGAGCCGGAAGGUGGUACCUCAUUGGCGUAGUAUCAGCCGGAUACUCCUGUGCCAGCCGCGGCCAGCCAGGCAUCUACCAUAGAGUAGCUCACACUGUCGACUGGAUCUCACACGCAACCACGCAGUCAUAGCACGAAGAUCCAACCACCGUGGAGGCCAAAGCUCGCGUAUUUAAAUCCGCAAGGAGGAAAUAAUGUUUGACGCUGCAGGUCUGGAACUCUUUGGUCGUUUCGUUUUAAAAAAAGAACGGAAAAGUUUCAACACGGUAUUGGAUUGAAUUUGGAAUUCGCUCUGACCAAGCAGGAUUUGAGUGCGGUCUUUAUUGAUUCGUUUUGCAAAAGCUGUAUUUCACCAAUUUUUGUUUGUUGUUUUAAUUCAGGAAAUGGUAAAAUAAGUUUUAUAGCCCAGAGGCUUUCAUUGACUUGACAACCCCCUGAGAAGGGAGAGGGAAUAAACUGUGUGAUUUUUUAAAAGUCUUGUCUGUCACUUUAUCAGUUAAAUGACAAAUAAAAACGUGCAAUUUUACAUGUACUUUGUCCAAAAUGUGAUAGAAACAUAAUAUUAUUUACUUGGAAAUGACGUAAUAAUUUAAUUAAAAUAUUGUAAUUCCUAGUGCCUAUAGCAUUUUGUAAAUAACUCUAAAAGAGGAUAUUAUUUGUACAUAGUGUACCUACCAGUAAAAUAAUUAUUGAAUACCAACAACUGUAUUUUUAGAUUGUAAUUAAUGAUAUUUUUACCAUCACAACAACUGUACAUACCAUUUUUACACUUAAAUUAAAUUAAAUUCGCUUUAAAUUAUGAUAAUUUAUAAAUUAUGUAAUUGACAUCAUCUUUAAUUUAUUUCUUUAUUAUUUUAGCUGUAAGUCAAGAGUUGAAACAAAAAUAUUGUUUUAACGCACUAUUUAAUUGAGAUUAAGUUAAUACACUUUGUAUUGUUUUACAAACUAAUGUUGUUUCACUUAAAUUAUGCAUUCAUCAUCCACCAUUUUGAAUUGUCAAUUUUCCAUUGUC
Plutella xylostella (diamondback moth) is the source of this 3292-nucleotide messenger RNA. RefSeq lists its product as uncharacterized. Gene Ontology annotation, biological process: proteolysis. The record is from RefSeq and is a predicted model, not a curated record. Gene Ontology annotation, molecular function: serine-type endopeptidase activity. Lineage: Eukaryota; Metazoa; Arthropoda; Insecta; Lepidoptera; Plutellidae.